Messenger RNA from Daktulosphaira vitifoliae (grape phylloxera), 1547 nucleotides. Its product is annotated as tubulin beta chain-like. Gene Ontology annotation, molecular function: GTP binding; GTPase activity; structural constituent of cytoskeleton. The transcript is spliced from 5 exons. Gene Ontology annotation, biological process: mitotic cell cycle; microtubule cytoskeleton organization. The coding region runs from base 109 to 1443 and encodes 444 amino acids. NCBI's taxonomy places the organism in Eukaryota, Metazoa, Arthropoda, Insecta, Hemiptera, Phylloxeridae. The record is from RefSeq and is a predicted model, not a curated record. Gene Ontology annotation, cellular component: cytoplasm; microtubule.
UCUUUGCUUAUCGAGUUAGUCUUUUAUGGUCACUGUUCAUUGAUUGUUUUUAUAUUGUGAUUCUUAUUAAUUCGUUUUUAUUUGAUAAUUAACCGUUAAAUCUAAAUUAUGCGUGAAAUAUGUCACUUACAAGCUGGCCAAUGUGGCAACCAAAUUGGAGCCAAGUUCUGGGAAGUAAUUUCAGACGAACACGGUAUUGACCCAACUGGUUCUUAUCAUGGAGAUUCGGAUUUACAACUUGAACGUAUUAAUGUUUAUUAUUCUGAAGCUCUUGGCGGCAAAUAUGUACCUCGUGCUAUAUUAGUGGAUCUUGAACCGGGUACGAUGGAUUCUGUACGUGCCGGCCCUUUCGGGCAAAUAUUCCGUCCGGAUAACUUUGUAUUUGGACAGUCAGGUGCCGGAAAUAAUUGGGCAAAAGGUCAUUAUACAGAAGGCGCUGAAUUAGUUGAUUCCGUUUUGGAUGUUGUUAGGAAGGAAGCUGAGAGUUGUGAUUGUUUACAAGGAUUUCAGCUAACGCAUUCAUUAGGAGGUGGUACCGGGUCAGGUAUGGGUACGCUGCUUAUAUCAAAAAUACGUGAAGAGUACCCUGAUCGCAUAAUGACGACAUAUAGUAUUGUUCCUUCUCCUAAAGUAUCAGAUACUGUAGUGGAACCAUACAACUCUACCCUGUCGGUUCAUCAACUGGUGGAAAACACGGAUGAAACUUUCUGUAUUGAUAAUGAGGCACUUUAUGAUAUCUGCUUUAGAACACUAAAACUUACCACUCCCACUUACGGUGAUCUUAAUCACUUGGUUUCCGCAGCAAUGUGUGGUGUAACCACUUGUUUCCGGUUUCCCGGUCAGUUGAACUCAGAUCUUAGAAAGUUAGCAGUCAACAUGGUACCAUUCCCUCGCUUACACUUUUUUAUUUGUGGAUUUGCUCCACUGACAUCUCGAGGCAGCCAACAGUACAGAGCGUUAACUGUACCAGAGCUCGUUCAGCAGAUGUUUGACGCAAAAAAUAUGAUGGCCGCGUGUGAUCCUAGACAUGGUCGUUAUCUAACGGCAGCCAGUAUAUUCCGCGGUCGCAUGUCUAUGAAGGAGGUGGAUGAGCAGAUGCUGAACGUUCAAACAAAGAACUCGGCGUACUUUGUUGACUGGAUACCUAACAAUACCAAAACGGCCGUUUGCGACAUACCACCUAGGGGAUUAAAGAUGUCAUCAACAUUUAUCGGUAAUACCACAGCAAUUCAAGAAAUGUUUAAACGCGUUUCCGAGCAGUUUACGUCAAUGUUCCGUCGGAAAGCGUUUUUGCAUUGGUAUACGGGCGAAGGUAUGGACGAAAUGGAAUUUACAGAAGCUGAAUCUAACAUGAACGAUCUGGUGUCUGAGUAUCAACAGUAUCAAGAAGCUACCGUGGAAGGAGAUGAUGAAGGGGAUGAAGACGAAGAAGCAGAAGCUUAACACACUUGUUAGUUUAUAAGAUACAAGUUUUUUGUAGUUUUCAUCCAAUUAAUAUAAUAUGUGUAUUGACAAGGAAUCUGAUAAAUAUUUGUACAUUCUCAUUA